GUACAACAAUCGAUCGGCGACGAGCACGUACGUAUACCGUACCCCCUCGAGCGUCGCGCGCGAUAGCGAUAUGAUGCAUAGGCUGCGCUUAAUUGUGAAUUCAUCAAUCAAUCAGAGCUAGAGGUUGUGGAAGUCGUGUUACGUUAAAAGGAACUGGUUGAGAAUUGUAAAGAUGAUCAUCAUGAAGGAAUAAUACAUUUUCUCUUACAAUAGUGAUCUUUGCUACCAGCAGUUUAUGGUUCACAGUAAAACUGUAGAAGCAGUAACUCAGUAUGCCAGAUGAAGAGAGUGAACAAUCUGGACCAGAGAGGGAAAGCCCAGCAUCGCAAGACCUGCCCCAAGCUGUCACCCAUCAGAGUACCAGCAGUCAAUGUGACCUUCAGAUAAUGAGUGAUACAGACACCAGUAAUGCUUCUAUCACAGCAGAGUCUGUAUCAUCUACUGACUACAAGCUAAGGAGAAGACCCAAAUCAACACCAAAUCAUUUCCGAACUCAGACGGCGCCACCACGUCUUCAAAGACAGAGGAAACCUUCCAAACCUUCUAAAUCAAGACAUCAACAAGGGAAUUCAGGAGAGGACAUAUCAGAAGUCUCAUCUGAAUCCUCAUCUUUAGAUCAAGCCUACUCUUACCGCAUCACCAGCCAAAUCUCUAAGGAUGCUCCAGGCUUCUACGAAUACCAUCGCCCUUACUCGGUCUAUCGGAAACCUCUACGGCGCCCUCUUAGUCUUCCCUCAGCGUUUGAUGACAGUGAGAAACUUCACCACCCUGGCCUUGAUCCCGGACAGAGAGAGUAUCUUUGGCACACUGCAAGCGUGUACAGCGUAGGCAAUCUCAAACAGCUUCAACAGAGGAGAUAUAAGCAGUCUCUAGAUCACCAGGUAGAGAUAGGUUUUCAUAGUAGGGAAGAGUGCGAUCGGUACUAUAGAUACUUGAUGAGGUCCAGAAAGAAACAGUAUGAAACUGAUACCAGUGUUUGGCGAUCCCCACCAAAGUUACCUGUCAGGCCCAAGUAUUUUCAGAGGAGACCUCGUGCUCAGGAAGAGGUUGAGGAGGCAAGGAAGGUCAACACCGGUUACUACAGAGGUCAAAGUUCAAAAGAGAAAGGCUCCAAGGAAAACUUGAGUGAUUCAAUGGAGAAGCUAAGUUUGUUCUACAGCACGGACCUCAAGAGAACUCUCCCAAGAAAACGCAAGGACAGUGUGGAAUAGACCGGUAAUAGUACUUAAUCAGGACUAGGUCAGACUUGUAAGAAAAACAAGUCUGUUUCACAGUACCAACCAUAUGAGAACUCUCCCAUGAAAUGCAAGGACAGUGUGGAAUAGAAGUGUAAAGGAACUAAAUCAGGCCUAAAUCAGCAGGGCCCUGGGAAUUUUUUUUUUGCAGGGGGUGCUGAAUUAAGAAAAAGAAAAUUUUCUCUUCAUAAUGAAUGUCAGUUUGAGAAGCCCCCCCCCCCAAAAAAAAAAAAUAAUAAUAAUAAAGAAAAAAAAAGGUUUCAACAAAAAAUGUUGGUCAUUUUCCUUACAUUUCUCCAAUUUGCCACACCUAUCAGAAUUCUAGGGAGUGCUGCCUUUGGAUAAUAAUAUACGCAGCACCCCCUGGGAAAAUCCACUUCCCAGGGUCAUGUAAGUCACACUCACAGAAGAACCUAGUCUGUUCCACAGUUUCAAUCAUGAACACUGGCAUAAAUUCAAGUGAUGAACCUAUUGUUCAGGGGAAUGGGGAUGAACUAUUGUUUCAUCUCCCCCCACUUGAAUAGUAUGACAUCAUGGAUUUACUCCCAUGACUGUGAGAGAAGGUCAUCUGGGUUAAAAGGUCAAAUAAUAUGAGGUCGUGUCCAUCCUUGAGUUUUUGGUUGGGCUUAUUUCUUUAUUUCAUUAAUUUUGAUCACACUUGGUACAUAUGAUCCUUGGGUAAUACCACAUGUGUGUUAAUGAGGAUGAUAAGGUGAAAGGUCUACUAGGGUUCAAAAGAUCAUAUUGCAUAUUUUAUUGAUCACGAUAUCAGGUGAGACUCGUGGUUCAUUAACCCUCUUGUUUUUUUUUUCUUGUUUUUUUUUCUUUAGGUCCUUCAGUCUUUCCAGCCUCCAAAAUACCCUUGGGGUGUUUUGCAAAGAUUUAAGUGUGACUUAUAGUUUUAUUUCAUUUUUCAGAUGCGUGCAGUGUAUAAGGCGACUGGGGACCUUUUUUUGUCAUUUGUUAUGAGAACAGACUAACACCCUCGCACUGUAUAUGGCCAACCAGCAGGCACAGGUUUUUUUGCGAAUAGACCCUGAAAAUCACAAGGAUUCCAUUGAAUACUGCUGGAACUUCUCUCGUUUUAUGUAAGUGCAAAAAUUAACCGAAACACAAAUGGCAGGUUACGAUCGGAGAUUUAACUGCUUCAUAGGUUACCACUUUGCAAAAUUGAAAUGAAUACAGGAGAGUUUAUUUAAAGGGUGAGACUUUCAGUCUUGCAUGUUUUGUUUCACACAUACAUUGUGAUCUUUGUGAUCAUUUUAGCGUGUGACGUCUUGAUUAGUCUAACAAGCCCUUAAAAAAUUUAAAAAUCUUAAAAAAACUGAUAGGUAAAGUGUGUAAAGACUCCUGUCAUGUUAUGUGCAAAACUGUGACUUUUGUGUGAUUUACCGGCAUGCAAAAUAACAAAGUGUAGACCCUACUCUUUAUAUAUUAGAGGACGCGUUUUUACUAAAGUACUUAGACCAUGAUAGAGCGCCGUGACGUGAUUACAUGAGUAAACGUUGCAAGCCGUUCAGGCGGGUCAGCCCUAUUCAGGUCAACUCUUUUUCUUAACCUAAUAAACCACCCCAGAACUGAUUGUAGUGUCUAUGUCUCUAAGAUGAAUCCAUACUUUGAAAAAUUCCUACAUUAUGAACCAUGUUAGAAAUCAAUUGUAAAAUGUAUUCUUAUUUUUCCAUAUCAUAUUGCCAUGAAUUUUAUGUGCCUUGGACAUUUUGAUCAUGCCAUACUCAGAAAAAUUCAAAUUUUAAAAAACCAUGUCAGAAAUCGAAUGUGAAAUAUAUUCUUAUUUUUCUAUUUUGUGUUGCUGUGAAAUAUAGGAUAAUUAUGUGCCUUGGACAUUUUGAAAUAGAUUAAAGUGCCUACAGUAUAAAUGUAGUCCAUGUUCUGUGUAAAAUGCAUGUUUGAUUUUUUUUUAUAUAGAAGGUGAACAUGUACUGUAUGUUCAUAGACAUUUUUUCAUGGCCUUAUUCUGUUCUUAAUUUAUUGCUAAUUUGCUAUCCUAUUUGAGUGUCCAUACAUGUAGGAUGUCCUGUUUUUUUUUUUUUUUUUACAAUUAUUGAGUCCAUGUAGACAUUUUAAAAUGCAAUUCUACAAGGUAUUUUUUUUUUAUUUUUUUUAUUGUUUGUAUGCAUCCAAACAGUUAUUCUGAAGGCCCUCUCACAUACAUAUAUUGAUAUUAAAAUGAUAAUGGUAGUGAUAAAUAAUAAUUAUUGAAAGUGGGCUCAUAUACAGUGUUUGACUACCUAUAAUUGUCAUAUGUGAUACCCCUGUCACUCCACUGCAUCAUCAUCCCAGUCUUAUGAAGGUCCUCCCAACCCUCAAAAUUACCUUCUUAUUGUAGCAUAUUUUAGCAGGACUUGAAACAAAUCAAAUAGAAUGUUUUUGUAUCAGCAACAGUAUAUAUGUCUACAAGGAACUUUGAUAUACCCUUACCUUCUAUGAUUUACACAUUUAGAUACAAUUAAGGGUAAACUCAUUCAAUUGUAUUUUCAUUGCAUGGUUUGCUAUUAUAGGCAUAUAAUUAUAAUUGAAAUAAUGAUAGAUGCAUAUUGUACACAGACAUGUAGGGCAAAGAUCUAUACUCUGCACUCAGAACCAGUGUAUUUUCCCUUCUUGUUGUAAAUAUUGAUACAGACGUUUAAAACAGUAUUCAUCUUUUUUUUUUUCAAUUUUCCAAAGAAUAAUUGUAUAGAGAGAAUCUAUUUUGAAUAGAUAUGAGGUUGUAUAUGAUACACCACAUUUUGUUCCAGGAAAAUUAAAUGCAGAUUAGAUAUUUUCUGAA
Lytechinus pictus (painted urchin) is the source of this 4023-nucleotide messenger RNA. RefSeq lists its product as uncharacterized. The record is from RefSeq and is a predicted model, not a curated record. The transcript is spliced from 8 exons. Bases 273 to 1211 code for a protein of 312 amino acids. NCBI's taxonomy places the organism in Eukaryota, Metazoa, Echinodermata, Echinoidea, Temnopleuroida, Toxopneustidae.